Messenger RNA from Gamsiella multidivaricata, 2103 nucleotides. Its product is annotated as ubiquitin-conjugating enzyme E2Z. Bases 358 to 1863 code for a protein of 501 amino acids. The record is from RefSeq and is a predicted model, not a curated record. NCBI's taxonomy places the organism in Eukaryota, Fungi, Mortierellomycota, Mortierellomycetes, Mortierellales, Mortierellaceae. The transcript has 10 exons.
GGCCUCCUUCGCCCUCCUUCCCGCGCUUAUUUCCUCAGCCCACCCGUCCCUCGCCCUCUCCUUGUUUGCGCCUCUCCUGCCUGCGCCUCCGCUGCUUCAGCACACUCUCGGGUCGACUCUUCCCAACACGCUAGUCGCUGCGGCAGAGACACAGCCCAGUCUACACCUCGACGCUCACCCAAAUCCACCGUGCUGUGUCCCGUGGUCAAGCAAGACUGCACCCCUUGACCAGACCCGCAUCCCAUCUCUCCUCUUUUACAACCUACUCUCUUUCUUCAUCGCAACUGCAGAUUGGAAACAAAAUAAAAAGUACCACUGCAAUAACGAAAACAAAACAGCAGUGCCGACACAGUAGCCAUGUCCAACGCGGUGACGCUACGCAUCACAAAGGAGCUGUCAGAGUUCGCAAAGAACCCUGAUCAUCAGCUUUUUCUCCAUUACGAUGAUUCAAACAUUAUGAACAUCAAGGCCAUGAUUACCGGCCCCCCUGAUACACCUGCACAGAGCGGUAUUCAACCAAGGUUCUCUCUCUAUUGUUUGUUAUGGACUAUUAGGUAUUGCUUGGGGCAAUUCGAAUUCAGCUUGCAGUUUCCAAAGGACUAUCCGACCAAUCCACCCAAAGUUCUCGCCUUGACAACCAACCACGGUCGAACACGAUUUAACCCUAACAUCUAUGCAGGUGGAAAAGUAUGCCUCAGUAUCCUUGGCACGUGGAGAGGCAAUGCAGGAGAACAAUGGUCUUCGGCGCAUGGGAUCACAAGCAUCUUGUUAAGCAUUCAGUCACUUAUGAGCGAUAUGCCUUAUCGCAACGAACCAGGACAUGAUCUCGAGAAAGACCUCACCAAACUUGAGCCUUAUAACCAAAAGAUUCGUCAUGAGACAAUCCGUAUCUCAAUCUGCGACAGGCUUGAGAGGUUUCUCGGAAUCAACCAACCUCUCUAUUAUAACGGGCUGACGGACGCGUCAGCCCCUUCGUCAUCAUCCUCACCUUCAUCGCCUUUAAAUACAACGUCGUCCAGCAGUACACUUGUGACACCAGUCGGCACGCCCAACUCCUCCGGAACCCCAACGCUCUCCACCCCAGCUCUGUAUGAGCCGCUUACGCCGCUCUACUCGUCGAGUGUUUCCGCAAGCGAUGAAUUUUCGGAUUUGUCAAAGCGCCUCUUCCUGGCCUACUACGAUAUCUACCAGCACACUGUCCAGACAGAGUCUGCCAUUGUCAAGGACGGAACGCCCUUUUACAAGGCGCCUUUCGAGUUUGGAGGCAACAAGAUGGAUGGCACAUUCAACUAUGCAUCUUUGGCGAAGCGUCUGGAGGUUAUCAAGACUACUAUUGAAAAGGAGACCUCAGAGUGGAUUACGCAGUCAAGCCAGUGGAUCAGUACCUCGAGUCGGAUGUCAAGCAACCUCCGGCGACAGUUCGAGCAGAUCCGCGAGUACUAUCGUGAGAACAACACUGGAGGCGUUGAAGUGGAGCUGGUUGAUGACAAUCCAUUUGUCUGGACUUUCACGCUGUUCGGCAAGCCGAUGAGCAAUUACGACGGCGGCAUGUUCAGAGUUCAGAUGGUUUUCCAUGACUCCUUCCCUGAGAUCCAGCCGCGCGUCAAGUUCUUGACGCCCAUGUACCAUGUCCAUGUAACCUCUGAUGGGAUGCCAUUCUACAGCGUAGAUAAGCCCGACGAUGUGAGAUUCCAUAUGGAGGCAAUCAGCCGCCUUAUUCUCGAAGAUGAACCAUCAACCAACCCAUCGACACAUGUCAACUUACAGGCAGCCAAGCUUCACUUUGGAACAAAGGAACAGCGUCGGGAAUACAACAGAAAUGCGCGACGAUGCGCUAGUCGCUCGACCGACUAUUUCGAGUAAAAAUUCGACCAAGACAUUCCCAGAACGUGAAGGAAUCACAGGUCUGUCGGGCUACGCUAUUGUGUGCUGUUCUCUACCUUCCAUUAUCUACCGAUUCGUCUGUUAUUUGUAUAAAAGUCCCAAUCGAAUAUGACUACCGUGCGCUCGACUAUCCAAGGAGACUGUAUUUGCGUUUCCUAGUAGAGAGAGGGAGCAACCCUCAAUAAAUUUACUGAAUGGGCAGUUCACCUGUAAACAGAG